UGCAGUUGUGUGGUUGUUUUCGUGUCUUACAAUUUUAUAAGUCGUCGUUUAAUGCGUUUGUAUUACAACAAAUUUCCGUACGGAUUUUAUUCGUGUGUUUAGUUUUCGUUCCUUGUUUUUCGUGUUUAUAAUAAUUCGUUCCGACUAGUGUAUUGAUCACGUGCGCGAUGACGGCGGUGGCAGGAACGUCUUCCGAAAUUGCGGUUCCACUAAAGAAAUUCAAAGAACUUCCCAUAUUUGUUGCAGAAAAUCAUAAUGAGGUGCUACCAUUCAUUUACCGAUGCAUGGGAUCGAAACAUCUUCCCUUGGAAGGAAAUACCAUAAUACACCUCGACUCACAUCCUGACAUGCUUAUUCCAAAAGGCAUGCCGGCCGACACUGUCUGGGACAAGCACGAACUGUUCAGCCAGCUGAGUAUAGAGAACUGGAUGAUGCCUGCCGCAUAUGCGGGUCACUUCAGCAGUCUGGUGUGGAUCAAGCCGCCAUGGGCACAGCAGAUGGCGGACGGAACCCAUAGCUUCUGCAUUGGCCGCCAGAAGAGCUCCGGUGAAAUAAGUGAACGCACGGCAGAACGCUGCUCCUCGGCACCUCUGCUACCUUGA
Cryptotermes secundus is the source of this 602-nucleotide messenger RNA. RefSeq names its product UPF0489 protein C5orf22 homolog. NCBI's taxonomy places the organism in Eukaryota, Metazoa, Arthropoda, Insecta, Blattodea, Kalotermitidae. The coding region runs from base 168 to 602 and encodes 144 amino acids. The record is from RefSeq and is a predicted model, not a curated record. The transcript has 4 exons.